CUGCAUGCGAAUACGUCCAAAUGUCAAUAUUUACAAACACCAACGGGAAAUUUUGAUAAAAAGAUCACCAAGACAUAUUCUCUAAUAAAUGUCAUACUCAGCUUCACUGUUUGUGGUUGAUUGUGGGUUCAAGGUUACAUCAUGAUACCGCGUGUGGACUGAGACAACUUCGACCUUGCAACUCAUAGUCGCAGUCAAGGCGGCAAUGCAUUAUCUCAGCUUUGUCUUGGGACAGCCUAUUGUUCUAUCAGUAACACUCCUUUUAUUCCUAUAUUUAUUAGGAAAGAAAUCACCAAAGCCCACGCGCAAUGGCAAACCUCUCAGAAAACCUCCAAACUCACUACCGCUGGUAGGGAAUGGCAUCAUAUUCCUUCAGCCUCGCCAGCGUCUCUUUUCCUGGUUCCACCGCUGUGAGCGUCUGUAUGGCUACGAAACUCUCCAUAUCACUGUUCCUACUCUACCGCCUGGUGUCAUUAUCAAUAACCCUCAGAACCUAGAGUUCAUUUUCCGCCAUGAGGGAAUCUUUGAAAAGGGAGAUUUCUUCAAACAGCGAUCUUGGGACUUGUUCGGUCAUGGCAUCAUCAACGUGGACGGCGAGUUCUGGCGCCUGCAGCGCAAGGCUGGUCUACGGUUUCUCUCAACAGCUGCUCUGAAGACUCUGACGAGUGACCGAUUACCAGAGUACCUAGAACAAGCCAUUCAUGUUCUCGAGGGAAAAGAAGCUGGGAGAGAUGUAGUGGACUUACAGGCCGUGGUCCACGAAGUGACGACGCAGCUGAUGGGACGAAUGGCAUACAACAUGGAGAUGCACGCUGACGAUGAUUUUACCGUCGCUUUUGAGCAUGCUUCAGGGGCUACAGCUGAAAGGUUCCAGAACCCACUAUGGUUUGCGACAGAAAUGUUCUUUGGAACUCGAAUGCGACGUUCAAUCAGAACUGUCAAGGCCUAUGGGCAUCGGAUCGUCCAGAGCGCAGUUGCUGAUCGCAAGGGAAUGGAGGGAAAGACUCAGUCCGAUGCGCCAGGAAGUCUCAUUCAGUCUUUGCUGGAUGCAAUUGGUGACGACGACCUUGUAGCAGAUGCUGCACUGAAUUAUCUCUCGGCAGGGAGAGAUACUGUUGCUCAGGCACUUACGUGGACGCUAUAUUUGCUCAUGAAGCACCCAGAAGUGACCAACAAGUUAUGCCAAUCGAUCCAAGACCUACGAGAUGAAGUCAGCGAUCGAGAUCGCCCUGAGGACGACCCUGAACUUCUUACUCCGGCACGACUUCCCUACGUCCUAGCAGUCUUCUAUGAAACCCUCCGCCUUCGACCUCCCAUCCCCUUCGAAAUCAAACAAGCUCAGCAAGAAACAAUCCUUCCCGAUGGAACAUUCCUCCCAAAAGGUGCUGUCGUAUUAUGGUGUGCUUGGGCAAUGGGCCGUUCUCACACAACUUGGGGCCCUGAUGCAGAUGAGUUUCGCCCAGAGCGAUGGCUAACUACGUCCCCAUCGGGUGAUGUGACAGUCAUGCAGCGUUCAGCAGCCGAGUUUCCUGUCUUCAAUGGUGGACCUCGAGUAUGUCUAGGGAAGAAAAUGGCAGAGUUGGUUGCUGUACAGACAUUGGCGAGGUUGUUACCUCUGUUUGACUUCAGACCUGCUUUUGAAGGUGAGAGAGUGAGCAAGAGUAGUCUGACUCUACCGAUGGAGGGUGGUUUGCCGGUGUAUGUGCAUGCUAGAACGACCUCCGAGACAUGACAGAGGAUAUCUUCUGUUGAACAAACUUUUAUUACUCCUGGUAUCGCUAUAUAUAGAGUACGCCUAGUCAAAUGUAAUCUUGGAUCCCGCAAAUGCCGCUGUCUUCUCUGCAUCCUUCGCUUGCUUCCUGGCUGCCCAGCUAGGAUGCAACGGUCCUUCAUCAUCCUUCUUCGGAGGCGGCCUCUUCACCUCAGGCUUGGUCUCCGAUCGCGCACUACCGCCUUGUCUGGCCGCCAGAGGAUUGCGAAUGCCCUUCUUCCAGGGUGUUCGUGGACCAUCUCCAGGCUCUACAGCACCACGCUUACCAUCCCAUCCAGAAUCGCGUCCGCGUUGUGUUUCCCACGCAGGCUUUUGUAAGUGCUUGGCCUUGUUACCGAAUUUCUUCUCCCAAAUUGCCUGGCGGGCUCGUUGGCCGCGACGUUUCUUUGCUGGGGCAACAUCUACGUCGGAAGCAGACUCAGAACCUGAGAUGUAACCACCCAUGAGUGUGGGUAGGAAGGUCG
Molecule: messenger RNA, 2235 nt
Organism: Fusarium verticillioides 7600
Lineage: Eukaryota; Fungi; Ascomycota; Sordariomycetes; Hypocreales; Nectriaceae
Product: cytochrome P450 oxidoreductase
Exons: 2
Coding region: 206-1732 (508 amino acids)
Molecular function (GO): monooxygenase activity; iron ion binding; heme binding
Source: RefSeq, a predicted model, not a curated record